AUGGGUUCCAAUCAUCAAGACUACACGUUCAGUCACGAUACCCAUCCCUACACUCGCAGUUUCCCCAAACUCUUUGACUGCUGCGAACCCGACUUUUUCGUGUGCUACAUGCCCGACCAACAACGAGGCAUUAUCAACAUGAUCCAAUUGAAACAACGAGAUCAACAUCGCAUGAUCAAGGAAAUGACGGAAGAAGAAUACUUUCAAUGCCAUUUGAUGCUCACCGAAUGGAUGUUUCAACAACUCGACCAUAUUACUCGCCGUACCGGCCGCCUAACCAAAUGCAUCCGAUUGUCCGAUGCCGCCGGAAUGCACUACCGACAAAUGGAAAAACAACAAAAGAUUCGAGAAUCCAAAGCCGCCAAACACAUGGAAUUUGCCUAUCCCCAACUUCUAUCGUGCCUCUUUAUUGCCAAUGCUCCCACGUGGGUCAAUAUUUUCUUUGCCCUGCUCAAGCCGUUUGUACCCAAGAGUCUCCUCGAAAAGGUCCGUCUCAUUAGCCCCCACAAACACACCAAGGAUUUAGAACGGAUUCUCGAAUUUUGUUCCCGCGACCAUUUGGCAACUCGGUAUGGUGGAAACCUGCAAGAAUGGCCUCCCAGGGCCAUGGUCUCCAAAUAA
Seminavis robusta is the source of this 621-nucleotide messenger RNA. Lineage: Eukaryota; Bacillariophyta; Bacillariophyceae; Naviculales; Naviculaceae. The record is from the annotation of a GenBank genome assembly.